Molecule: messenger RNA, 1734 nt
Organism: Endocarpon pusillum Z07020
Lineage: Eukaryota; Fungi; Ascomycota; Eurotiomycetes; Verrucariales; Verrucariaceae
Exons: 4
Coding region: 1-1734 (577 amino acids)
Source: RefSeq, a predicted model, not a curated record
AUGCGUCCAAUGCGUCUUCUGCUAGCCCUUGCUCUGGGCAGUGUAUGGGAGACAUGGGCCCAGAGCAUAGGGACGACGACGUCGCUGUUCCCAUCACAGGAAAAUGCCAACACGCCAGCACUCUUUCCAAUGCCACCAUGUGGUCAAUUCAACUUGGAAGAAGCCACCAUCGACCAAAUGCAGCAGGCCAUGAGCAAUGGCACACUGACCUCUCAGCAGCUGGUUCUGUGCUAUAUGCAGAGAACAUACCAGACACAAGAGUAUAUCAGCUCACUCUUGCAACUCAAUCCAGAUGUGCUGUCCAUCGCUGCAAACAUGGAUGCUGAACGCAAGUCGAGUAUAUUUCGCGGGCCACUGCAUGGCAUCCCUUUCACAGUCAAGGAAAACAUAGCGACCAAGGACAACAUGGAGACUACGGCCGGCAGUUGGGUUCUCAUUGGCAGCAUCGUACCACGAGAUGCCCAUGUUGUCGCUCGUCUUCGAGAAGCGGGAGCAGUCCUCUUUGGCAAGGCUUCGCUUAGUGAAUGGGCCGAUAUGCGCAGCAGCAAUUACUCAGAAGGCUAUUCUCCAAGAGGAGGCCAAGCUAGAAGCCCUUACAACUUGACUGUCAACCCUGGCGGUAGUAGUUCGGGUAGUGCGGCCGCUGUCGGAGCCAAUGCUAUUGCAUUUUCGCUUGGUACCGAAACUGAUGGUAGUGUCAUUAAUCCCGCCGAGCGGAACGCAGUCGUCGGUUUCAAGCCCACUGUAGGACUGACAUCGCGAGCAGGUGUUAUCCCCGAGAGCGAACAUCAAGACUCUGUCGGAACGUUUGGCCGGACGGUUCGAGAUGCAGUGUACGCUCUUGAUGCCAUCUAUGGUAUCGAUCCUCGUGAUAACUACACCUUGGCCCAGGAUUCCAAGACGCCAAACGGUGGCUACAUGCAGUAUAUGACCGGGAAGGACGAUCUGAAGGAUGCCACGUUCGGGUUGCCCUGGAACAGCUUCUGGACCUUUGUGGACGACGAGCAGAAGACAAUUCUCCUGGAUCUUCUCGCUUUAAUCGAGUCGGCUGGAGCAACCAUCAUCAACGAGACCGAGAUUACGAACUACGAAAAAAUUGUUAGCCCUACUGUCUGGAAUUGGGAUUACGGCACAACCCGUGGCUACCCGAACGAGUCGGAAUAUACGGUAGUCAAAGUUGACUUCUACAACAACAUUAAGACUUAUCUAUCAGAGUUGGAGAACACCAAUGUCCGCUCUCUCGAGGACAUCGUGCAGUACAAUUACGACAAUGAUGGCAGUGAAGGCGGUAAUCCGUGGCCCCUUGGCAUCUCAGCAUUCUACUCCGGCCAAGAUGGAUUUUUGGCUUCUCUAGAAACCAAGGGCGUGAAGAACGAGACCUACGUCCAGGCCCUCGAAUUUACGCAACGAAGUACUCGAGAAGGCAUUGACUCUGCCCUGAAUUACAAGGGGCAGCGCUUAUCCGGGCUGCUGGUUCCACCAGAUAUCGGACAAACCUACCAAACCGCGGCACCGGCAGGAUACCCAAUGGUCACGCUUCCAGCGGGCGUUCAUUCGAACACGGGGAUGCCAUUCGGUCUGGCAAUUAUGCAAACAGCAUUCGGCGAGGCUGAACUGGUGAAAUGGGCUAGUGCGAUAGAAGAUUUGCAACUGACUUCAGGUAACACGAUCAGAAGAAUGUUACCUCGUUGGCAUGGAUAUCUGGAGAGGAAUAUCCCUGUCCUGAAUGUCUGA